GAGAAAGGAAACAAGACUCAAUAGACAUAACAUGGCGGAUAGACUGAAUUGGUUGAAUGACUUGAGUUUGGGGAAAAGGGCUCUACUUUUCAUUGGGUCUGGGGCUGUGGUCGCAGGUGUGGUGUACGCUGUCCUCAGACACAGAAGAAAGUCAAUAGAAGGCCAAAGCCGUGAUAUGGCCAUUCAGGAGGAAGCGCAAACGCCUCAGGAUCUGCCUGAGAAGCGCAUUCUGGUCCUGGGUCUUGAUAACUCUGGUAAGAGUAGCCUGCUACGCUGUCUGACACAUUCUGAACACACCGGGCCUCCAGAUCCCACAGAAGGCUUCAACGUGAUGUGUGUACAGACGCAGAAUGUGACACUCAACAUAUGGGAAGUCGGUGGCCAACAGAGUGUGCGUUCCUACUGGGAAAACUUUGUCAAGGGCACAGACGUCUUGGUGUUUGUUGUGGAUGCAGUGGACCAGGCACGCUUCCCAGAGGCCAAGGAGGAACUCCACAAGCUGCUAGCGGAUGAAAGGCUGAAAAAUGUACCCCUGGUGCUCAUUGCCAAUAAACAGGAUCAAGCAGCAGCCAAGAGAGGAGCUGAUUUCAUCUCAGCACUCACUCCGUCCGUCCCAUCUCAGGAGCGCGAAGUUCACGUGGUGGAGACGCAAACAGUACUAAAUGCAGGUAGUGACAACAUUCAGCAGAUCAUGGAUCUAAUGGUUUCGCUGAGCAGAGACUGAUCCCCGAGCAUUCUAACUCUGUGUUCUCUAAGAGGGUUGUGAGAGUGCUGUUUUUCCUGCUAAAACAAUACACAGCCCUAAUAAUGUUUUGUCACCAUGCCAAGAAAUGUUAAACUCUUCUGCAUAUUUUGGUUUACAUAACGUGUGUCACAUUUUAAUUUCCAUUAAAGAAGUGAUGACCUUAUCGGCCUCUGAUCGUUAAAUCUAUGUAGAAAUGGGAAGAUUUAAGAUUUGGAGUUUGUGUUCUUGAGAGAGUAUCCCUCGGGUUUUGCAAAACAUGCCCUUCUCUGCCUGCUCUGCUGCACAGCUAAAUUUUCAUCCUGUGGUGAAGAGUGGCGUCCACGUUUAAUCCUACUUGCUUGACUGGUAUGAAGUCAUGCAGACUUAGAAUUCACCAUAGAACUGAAGACUUUGAUGGUAGGUGUGAGUUAGAGCAGGUGUCUUAAUUCUUGAAUAGAUGCUUGCAAUAGGUAAAAUAUUCACAAGUGCUGUCAACAUCUUAGCAUCUUUCUGUGUACAUUUUGUUCUUCCGUGAAGUUCAGUUAGUGCAUUUUUGUAUAUUUUGAGGUUUUUGUAUUUAAAUUUUUGUUCCAUUGGCACUCAGAUGCGGAUUUCUGUUUCAGAGUUUCAACGUCAAAUGUGAACAUAACUUAAGCCGUGCAUCGUUGCUAGCUGUACCUUUUAGAUAAAAGCUAAAUACCGCAGAUAAAAUGUUGAAAGACUAUGGUCCUUGCUCAAUGGUUUAAGUCCAGGUGGACGUUGCAUGUACCUCAAAUUACCCACCAUUAGCCAAGCCUUAGUACAUGGUUACAUGUGCAUGUACAUCUAUUGCAUUUUUAUUCUUCCAGAAAACAACAACUGGCAGAAAAUAAUCAAACUAACCUAAUUGAAAACAUACAGUUCAAACAACAACUGGCAGAAAACAAUCAAACCAACCUAAUUGAAAACAUACAGUUCAAACAACAACUGGCAGAAAACAAUCAAACAAACCUAAUUGAAAACAUACAGUUCACACUUCCCAGGUUCAAACUGCACGGGCAGGUGUGUCAGUCAGUUGGGGAGUCCAAGCCCUGCCACUAAUACUUUACUUGGGUAUUGAUGUCCAGAUUUGUUGAACGUACUCUAAAGCCAGUAAAAGUGACAGUAUAAGUUCUAUUCCAUUAUCAAUUUUAUUGAUAGUACUUCUGAAGUUCAGAUCUGAAUUUUAGUUUACAAUUACCAAUGUUUUAGUUGGCCGUAAAGAGUGGUGGGCUUUGUCUAGAGGGCAGUUCUGAUCUUGAAGUCACGUGCAAAAGACUCAAGUUGUUUAAGUGUGAUUUUUUAAAAUUUGUAUUGAUGUUUAAAAAAUGUUAAGAGUCGAAAACAUGAUAGAAUGCUGUAAAUGAAUGUGAUGGUAGGAACACACUAGACUUGAACAGAGGUGCUGCUGAUGAGUCAUUUGUUUUUGGUCACACAGAAUUGUGACUUUUUCUGUCAACUUUUGCGGCUCAAAGAAAGUCGUCAAUAUUAUUAUUAUUAUUAAACUAGAUACAUUAGGUGAAAAGGAAAAGUGGAAAGACCAGAAGUUGCUACAAUCAACCCCUAAACACCUAAAGCGUCGACAAGGACAAGACAACAACAAAAAAAGAACAGGAAACAAGUGAAUAAGUCAAAUGGAUAUAAGAUACAUGUUGGCCUUAGACUUAAAGGUAUGCAUGCUAUCAGCUGCACAAGUAUCACCAUCUAAGGAAUUCCACAGGCGAACAAGAAACAAGGCAAGAAACAGCGUUGAAAUUGGCUAAUGUGACACUUCAAUACAGAUGAAAGUGUUAACUAUGAAGAUUUCAGUUUCUACUUGUGGAAUUUUUUUUCUUUUUUAUGACCAAAUAUAUUGGAAAUGUAGCUGUCUCCCAAUAUUUUGUUGACAUGCUACACAUUGAAGCUCAUGUGGUGGUUUAUCUUUCAACCACUGUCUCAUAUACACCAUACAUCCUCCCAAACUGGUCUUUCCAGUGUUUCAAAACUUCACAUUUUUAUUGUCAACAUAGCAGGUGCAGUGAAUCAAAUGAAAUGUGCCAACAUGGUGGUAAGAGGUGCUAAUCUUAUGUCGUUGGUCAAAUGAAAGAACUAAUUUCAUUUACAUAUGUACGUUCUCUAUGGUUGGCCGUUCACGAUUUUUGUGAUGUACCAAACAGAGAAGCAAUGUUUUGUAACAUCUAAGUCUUACCAUAGAGUAGCUCUAUGCUCUUACAGACCCAGUCUUGUACAUGUAUACAGGGUUAUCCAAUUCAUACCCCCUUAACUAUUCUAGAGCAUUUUUUAUCAAUUGCAAAAGUAUUAGGAAAGAUUUUAAGUGUGUCAUAGCUGCUUUUUCCUACAGUUCCUACUUUUUAGGGGUUUUCCCGAAUAAUGUGUGAACAUUUAUUCAGAAUUUCAUGAGAGAUUGAUUUAUUUGUAAAUACCCGUAGGUGUUUUGGAAUUGAGAUAUAUAUGUCAGUUUUAAAUGCACUUAUUCGUCUUUCCUCUGAGAGUUUCAGGAAUAGCAGUGCAUUGUGCACACACUUAUAUGCAGUCACAUUUCAAUGCACUUUACCCCUUAAGCUGUACAAGCCUUAUUCUAAGAGAUCCCUGCAGACACUGUCAACCGGACCCAUACUCUCCUCUUUAGUCUUACUCCAAGUCUAUGAAAUAAUGUGAGACUACUUUUACAUGUGUUUGUAUUAUGUGAGCAAAAGCACUAUGUCAUGUAAACAAAUUUUAUACAUGUGGUACAAAUCAGAACAUGUAAAAAUGUAUUGCUUUGACACCUUAAGGCCAAGUAUACUGUGUGACUGUAGGCCAAGCCACCAAAAUAUACGUUAAUGGAUACAGUAAAAAGGAAUAAACUGUCCAGCACUUUAAAA
Molecule: messenger RNA, 3606 nt
Organism: Acanthaster planci (crown-of-thorns starfish)
Lineage: Eukaryota; Metazoa; Echinodermata; Asteroidea; Valvatida; Acanthasteridae
Product: ADP-ribosylation factor-like protein 3
Molecular function (GO): GTP binding; GTPase activity
Source: RefSeq, a predicted model, not a curated record